AGUCGCAGGAUGAAAAUAAGAUGAGUUUUUGUUAAAAUACGAUAGAAUAUUGGUGUUCUGUGAUGGCGUUGUUUGUGUGGCAGAUUUUGUUGUGUUUGUUUCCAUGGCUGCUGUUUCUUCUUCUGUCUGUGGUUCUUCGCUGGCCUGUAGUGUGUUCUUGGAUGGAGGUGGCUGUCAGAGCAGCAGGAUGGAGACUCUGGAUGACCAUGUGUCUGAUCCUGCAGCUGCCACUGGACAGGAACCCACAAACUGGGACUAAGGAGGCCAGACCACCUGGGACAGCCUUUAAGACCACAGGUGGACCCCGGUUCAUCUGUAAACCCACCACACUGGCCAGAUACCUGCUGCGAUACUGUGGCUCUCUGGCCCGGUCCAGACUGGCCUCCUGGCCCCGUGGAGACCCUCAUCUGCAGACUCUGUGUAGCCUGAUGUGUGGACCACAUGAAGACACUUUACAGUUCACUAGAGACCACCUGGUGCUGCGAGAUGGGGGGAUUGUAGCCCUGGAUUGGGCUGUGGGGACAAGGCUCGGUGAGGGGGGUGGGAGGAGGAGGUCUGAGGGUCGGGGGGAGAAGGCGCUGGGCUGCUUCAGCUCCACACCUCCUGUGCUCCUUCUCAUCCCUCAGUACUGGGGUGGGAUGUCCAACCACCUGAAGGCCCUGUGCCUCCUGGCCCUGCGGCAGGGGUUCUAUGUGGUGGUCUUUCACCCCCGAGGAACGGCAGGCUGCCCGCUGACCACCACCCGACUGACGGAGUUUGGAGACCCAGCUGAUCUUGAACAGGCGGUGGUUUAUGUCCACAGUCGACACCCUUCCUCUGCACUGGUUGCAGUGAGUGAGGGGUCUGGAUCAGGGAUUCUUCUGUCAUAUUUGGGGGAGAAGGGAUCCAGUUCUUACCUGACAGCCGCUGCAGCCAUCUCACCUGUACUCCUGGGACAGGUGUGGUUUGAAGCUGACAUGCCUCCUAUCUACCGCUGGGGUGCGCUGUUUCAGAGGAAACAGCAGCUCCGCAGAUAUGAGACUUCCUUCAGAUCCAUCCUGGACGUGGACAAGGCCCUCAGCUCUCCAUCCCUCAGAGAAUUUGAAGAGACAUUUUUCUGCGCCCCUCCCUAUGUGGAAGGUGUCUCAGCGUCCUGUCAGGGGUCCCACCUGGCCCCGUCUGUGGCCUGGGCUCUGGGCGAGAGGGCGUACCCGGCCACAGACUGGGACAACUACUGGGACAGGAACGAACCCCUGAGAGACGCAGAUGAGGUGGCGGUCCCGGUGCUCUGCAUCUGCAGCUGGGAUGACCCUCUGCUCCCACCUGCCUCCACCUUGCCCCUCCCCCUCUUCCAGAGCAGUCCUUAUUUUAUGUUGUUGAUGACAGAAAGAGGAGGCCACUGUGGAUUCACUGUAGAAGACCAACAGGAGGACAGGAACUGGAGUCACAUGGUGGUUCUGGACUACUUCAAGGUAGUGGCUGACUUCUUAAAAGUUGAAGAAAGAGAUGGAGGAGCACGGGGGAGUCUGGUAGGAGAGUGUAACCCUCCAAACAACAGGAGCACCACGCUGACUCCACCUCAAAGGAGGAGAGCGGCCAUGUUGAGAAGAGCCCGUCUGCAGACACAAAACCAAAACUGUGUGGAGACAGGCGAGGAGUUCAAAUGGAAAAGGUCUUAUACAGGCUGAGAGGGACUGGUGUGGAGAACAUC
Messenger RNA from Sphaeramia orbicularis (orbiculate cardinalfish), 1690 nucleotides. RefSeq names its product protein ABHD15. The coding region runs from base 63 to 1667 and encodes 534 amino acids. Lineage: Eukaryota; Metazoa; Chordata; Actinopteri; Kurtiformes; Apogonidae. The transcript is spliced from 3 exons. Gene Ontology annotation, molecular function: short-chain carboxylesterase activity; monoacylglycerol lipase activity. Gene Ontology annotation, biological process: lipid metabolic process. The record is from RefSeq and is a predicted model, not a curated record.